Molecule: messenger RNA, 297 nt
Organism: Trichomonas vaginalis G3
Lineage: Eukaryota; Parabasalia; Trichomonadida; Trichomonadidae
Exons: 1
Coding region: 1-297 (98 amino acids)
Source: RefSeq, a predicted model, not a curated record
AUGAGUUCAACGACUGAAAGCGCAUGGGCUAGUUUUGAUGAAGACCCUAAACCGCGGAACUAUAAUAGAAUUGUAAUUCCUGUAGGUCUUUUAUUAGCUGCAGGUGCGGUAGCUGGACCAUAUUUAUACAGAAAUUUAUAUAGAAUGCCGAUUAAUCAAACUGCCGUGGCUGAUAUUAUUCCAACAGGUCUGAAAAAAUCUACACUGUUUCAAGCAAUUAGCCAGCGCAUAAGGCGCCACGACCCACUCCCACGUAGUACGCCCGCAGUUAAUUAUUUAAAGAAUAGAAGAAAUUAA